Prunus persica (peach) is the source of this 627-nucleotide messenger RNA. RefSeq lists its product as uncharacterized. NCBI's taxonomy places the organism in Eukaryota, Viridiplantae, Streptophyta, Magnoliopsida, Rosales, Rosaceae. Gene Ontology annotation, molecular function: DNA binding. The coding region runs from base 40 to 627 and encodes 195 amino acids. The record is from RefSeq and is a predicted model, not a curated record. The transcript is spliced from 2 exons.
CUGCUGCUGAGCUUUGAAAGUUUGGAAAAUUUUGCUUAAAUGGAGGAACCUGCUUCUAAUGAGGCUCAAAUGCAUGGGAAUGAUGAUUCUAUACCUUGUAGUGAUGAUGUUGUACCUCCUACAGCAGCAUCACAAAAUACAACACCAUCACCAUCACCAUUAGAACCUAGUACCGGGAAAAGGAAACCUUGUAAGAAGGAGAGUGAUGUGUGUGAACAUUUUGAAAAGUAUGAUUUGGUAUUGGAUUUGAAAGGGGUAGAUGGGAGUAAAAGAAAAAAAGUUGAAAAAAGGGCUAAGUGCAAGUAUUGUAGUGCUACUUACGCUAGUGAUACCAAGAAAAAUGGGACUAGCAACAUGUGGAAGCAUCUAAACAAACAAUGCUUGCAAUAUCCUUAUAGGCACAAGGAUAAGAACACACGACGCUCGCAUUUGAUGCAUCCAAGGGUAAUGCUCUUGUUUCUAGGAAUUUUAACAAAGAUGAUUGUUUGGAUGCUUGUAUUAGGAUGGUGGUUCGAGAUGAGCUACCUUUUAGGUUUGUGGAGGGUGAAGGGUUUAGGGAAUUUUGUAGUGUUGCAUGCCCACAAUUUAAUCUACCCUCUCGUAGAACUCUUGGAAGAAGAUUUCUAG